This is a messenger RNA of Phoenix dactylifera (date palm), 812 nucleotides long. Its product is annotated as LYR family of Fe/S cluster biogenesis protein. Gene Ontology annotation, biological process: response to oxidative stress. The record is from RefSeq and is a predicted model, not a curated record. Gene Ontology annotation, cellular component: respiratory chain complex I. Lineage: Eukaryota; Viridiplantae; Streptophyta; Magnoliopsida; Arecales; Arecaceae.
AUCGAAUGAUGCUCGACUUUUGUUUGGAAGCGAAAAGGGGUCGAAGGAUGGCGUUCAGUUUGCGGGGCUUGAAGGUAUCGCCGAACUCGGCGAGUUUGGAGGAGGCUCGAAGGCGGACUUUUGAUUUCUUCAAGUCGGCCUGCCGAUCCAUCCCGGCCAUUAUGGAGAUCUACAACCUUCACGACGUCGUCACCGUCUCCCAGCUCCGCUCCACCAUCUCCUCCGGGAUCCGCAAGAACGCCCACAUCACCAACCCCAAGGUAAUUGACGUGCUUCUUUUCAAGGGAAUGGAGGAGCUCAACAACAUUGUUGAGCAUGCAAAGCAACGGCACCAUGUAAUUGGCCAAUACGUCCUUGGUCGCGGAGGGCUUGUACAGGACUUGGGCCCCAAAGACGAGGGAACUUCUGAGUUUCUGAAACAGUUCUAUGCAAGCAACUAUUUCUAAACCAAGUCAAGACAACUAUGAGUUGCAUUUUCUAGUCUGUCAUGUUUGGUGUUGAUAGGUCUCUUGACCAUUGACCAUGGUAAUAAAAUUCUGAAAGCAUCCAACUCAUUUUAUGUUUUUGUUGGAGAAAAUUAAGCAAGAUUUAUGUAGCAUUGAUGCUGCAAAAUUAAGAGAAAUUUGCUGGUCUAAAAUCCAGGACAAUUCUUUGAAGGAACUAAGUUAUUAUGCAGGCACAGAAUGGUGUCAGACAAACCAUGGUAAGGUUGCUGAAAGAAUGCUGCUUGUCUAAUGUAGCUCAUGGAACGCUUUUAUUUUCUGAGCAAUGGGAACUAGUGUUUAAAAUGUAAUGCUGCUUUAUUAUUUAAA